This is a messenger RNA of Archocentrus centrarchus (flier cichlid), 2553 nucleotides long. RefSeq names its product protocadherin beta-16-like. Gene Ontology annotation, biological process: homophilic cell-cell adhesion. Gene Ontology annotation, molecular function: calcium ion binding. Gene Ontology annotation, cellular component: plasma membrane. Lineage: Eukaryota; Metazoa; Chordata; Actinopteri; Cichliformes; Cichlidae. The coding region runs from base 151 to 2553 and encodes 800 amino acids. The record is from RefSeq and is a predicted model, not a curated record. The transcript has a single exon.
CUUCAGCGGAUGCCGUUUGAACCCCUUUUUGUAACCGGUGUGAAUGAUUAUGGAGUAAUCUUUGUAUUUUUUCAACUGUUACAGACAUCCGGUAAUUGUGGUUAAUAAUUUGUCCUUUUAAUUUUCACGGGGAACAUUUCGAACAGAACAAUGAAACGGCAAGUACUGUUGUUUUCCUUGGUCUUUUAUCUCAGUCCAGUCAUCGGCCAAAUCAGCUAUUCUAUCCCUGAGGAGAUGCCGAGUGCCUCUUUAGUCGGUAAUAUUGCCCAGGAUUUGGGUUUGGAUAUAAAACGACUGAAAUCGGGAAGAGCUCGCGUUUAUACGGGAGACGGUGUGGAAUACAUUGAACUAAACAGAGAACGAGGAGUCCUUCUUAUCAAAGAGAGAAUCGACAGAGAAGCGAUCUGCAGGCAGACUACGCCUUGUGCUUUACAUUUUCAGGUCAUUUUAGAGAAUCCAAUGGAAUUUUAUAGCAUCACAGUGGAGAUUAUAGACAUAAAUGACAACCCCCCCACCUUCGAGAAAAAUGAAGUCAGUUUUAAAAUCAGUGAAUCUGCUGUAAUCGGAGGAAAAUUUGUAUUGGACAGAGCAAUAGAUCUUGAUGUUGGCAAAAAUGGUCUUCAGAAAUAUGAGCUUAAACCUACGGAUAAUUUUGUCCUUAAAAUGGACAGUCAAGGUAGUGGAUCAGAAAAGGCUGAAAUGAUUUUACAGAAGCCUCUUGACAGAGAAAAGGAUGACUUAAUAUCGCUAGUUUUAACAGCCUUUGAUGGAGGAGACCCGCAGAUGUCAGGUACAAUUCGCAUUUUCAUUACGGUAUUGGAUGUUAAUGAUAAUGCUCCUGUUUUUACGCAGUCCACCUACAGAGCCACUGUUUUUGAAAAUGCCCCAGAAGGGACAGUUGUCACCAGCGUUAUUGCGUCAGAUGCAGAUCAUGGAACAAAUGGUAGAAUAAAGUAUUCAAUUACAAACAGUUUAGAUCAAGCACACACUUUGUUUCAGAUACACGAAGCUAGCGGAGAAAUAAGAUUAAUUGGAAACAUUGAUUAUGAAAAUGCACGAAAUUACCAUAUUAACAUACGUGCAAGUGAUGAUGGUGGACUUACAGAUUCAUGCAAAGUUAUCGUUGAAGUGGUGGACAUAAACGACAACAAACCAACCAUUAAUGUAAUGUCAAAAUCAAAUGUGAUAUCUGAACACUCUAAACCGAAUACUGUUGUUGCGAUGAUGAACGUUCAAGACCCAGAUUCAAAUGAAAAUGGCCAAGUGCACUGUUUUAUCAAUGAUAACACACCUUUGUUCAUUAAGUCGGCUUCUAAUAAUUUCUACAGUUUAGUGACAGACAGUGAUUUAGACAGAGAGAGAGCUUCAGAGUAUAACAUCACUGUGACCUGCUCUGAUGAGGGAGUGCCCUCCCUCUCCAGCAGCGUCACUCUCACCUUACAGAUCUCAGAUGUUAAUGACAACGCGCCUGUCUUUGAGAGGACCUCAUAUGAGGCCUACAUUGUAGAAAACAACACACCAGGUCUCUCUAUAUUCACAGUGAAAGCCACAGACGCUGACUGGAACCAGAAUGCCCGCGUUUCUUACAUUCUGGAGGACUCCUCCAUUAACGGAGUGCCAGUCUCCUCAUAUGUGUCCGUUAGUGCUGAUAGUGGAGUCAUCCAUGCAGUGCGCUCUUUUGAUUACGAGCAGAUCAAAGAUUUCCAGUUCCGCGUCAAAGCGCAGGAUGGAGGCUCUCCUCCACUCAGCAGCAACGUGACUGUAAAAAUAAUGAUUCAGGAUCAGAACGACAACCACCCACAGGUUCUGUAUCCAAUCCAGACUAGUGGCUCUCUGGUGGCUGAAAUGGUGCCUCGUUCAGCAGAUGUGGGCUAUCUGGUGACCAAAGUGGUGGCUGUUGAUGUGGACUCUGGACAGAAUGCCUGGCUCUCCUAUAAACUGCACAAAGCCACAGACAGGGCGCUGUUUGAAGUCGGCUUACAGAAUGGAGAAAUAAGAACUAUCCGCCAAGUCACUGAUAAAGAUGCUGCCAAACAAAGACUGACUGUUAUAGUGGAGGACAACGGGCAGCCCUCUCGUUCAACUACAGUCACUGUUAACGUGGCGGUGGCGGACAGCUUCCCUGAAGUCCUGUCGGAGUUCACUGACUUUUCAAAAGAAAAGGAGUACAAUGACAACCUGACUUUUUACUUAGUCUUGGCUCUGGCUGUAGUUUCCUUCCUCUUCAUCACGUGUUUAGUGGUUAUUAUAUCAGUCAAAAUCUACAGGUGGAGACAGUCUCGCAUCCUGUAUCACCCCAGUCUCCCUGUCAUUCCAUAUUAUCCACCACGUUACUCAGACACUUUGGGGACAGGGACUCUGCCCCAUGUGUACAAUUACGAAGUGUGCAGGACGACUGACUCCAGAAAGAGUGACUGUAAGUUCGGCAGAGCUGGUAGUCAGAACGUGCUGAUAAUGGACCCCAGUUCUACAGGGACGAUGCAGCGGAUACAGAGUGAAAAGAGCAUCCUGGAUGAACCAGACUCUCCUCUAGAGGUUGGACUUGCAUGCUGA